GAGAGAGAGAGAGAAAGAGAAAGAAAGAGAGAGAGGAAAAAGCAAAAUCGUAAAGAAGAGCGAAACUUGACGGGUGCCGAAGUCAAGGUCAGCCCACCCCACGUCUCCCCGAGCCUAGGGUACGCGGGCUCGGCUUGGGGGUAGACAGUCAUUGAGAAUCUUCUCUUCUCCCGUCGCGGUCCCGGAGCGCAGGUACUUGGCGUAAGGAUCCACGAGGUUGAACGAGGAAACGAUAUCCCGCGGGAGAAGAAGGACAGGCAGCAACAAGGUAAAACGUUGUAACGACGACAACGAAAACGACGAACAGGAAGGAUCAAUCGAGAGAGGCGGAGGAGGUGGGGGAUCGUCGAACACGUAAAAGGAAGAGGACGGAGAGGAGAGGAGAGGAGACGGUAAAGAAGCCGAUGAGACGUCGGGAAAGGGAGAGAGAGAGAGAGAGCGAGCGAGCGAGCGAGACGGUCCGGGGAGGUUGAUCGAAACCGAAUCGAACGAGGAGAAAGCUAAAAGGUUUUCAUGCUCGCUCCCUUGUGCCACGCGCUGGCUCCUGCUUCAUCCAACGGGAUCGCGCGGGGUCCGCGGGUCUACGCGGCGUGCACCUGUCCUCGUUCACCCAGCGCACGCUCCGCCCCGACCAAUGGUGUCUCUCGGGGCCCGAUGACGUCAGCCCUGUGCACCAAGCACGGCAGGGCCCGAGUGGUGGGGGCAGGAUCGUCCACCACCAACGCAACGCCUCGGAGGCCGUGAGAGCCGAGAGCCGAGGGCCGAGAGCCGAGGGCCGAGAGCCGAGAGCCGAGAGCCCCACGGGGGCCAGCAGCCUGCUGCAGCCAGCGCCAGGCCGGCCGUUGGCCAGGUUUUGGUGGGGGCAGGAAGAGGGGCACCCUGGACCCGGCCAGGCCAGGCCAGGCCGAACGGACGACGCCAGGGGUACCCACCGAAACCCGUCACGCAUUUCCCACCACCGACUCGUCCGGAAAACGUGCGCCACGGAGCUUCCGGACCGCGCUCGCAAUAUCGGGUUCAGUCAAGUGAGUCAGGUCCGAUCGCGGUGACACCUCUCCGCGACUACUCGGCUCGGUGCGCUCGCGCUCGCGCUCUUUCUCUUUCUCUUUCUCCUCAGGACGAACCCCGGGGUCCGGGGUCCGGGUUCGACGAGAGGUUCCGAUCCGCCGCGUUUCCACGCGAGGCGCGAGGCACGAGGCGCGACGCGCGACGCGACGCGACGGUUCGCGGCCGCGACACGGAGAGAACGGAGACGCGCACGCACAGUGUCCUCCCGGUGGAAGGAGAAUAGGAACGUGCGACACUGCCGCGCGCGGAUGUGGAUACGGAUGCGGUUGCGGAUGCGGAUGCGGAUGCGAAUGUGGAUGCGGUCGCGGCUGCGGAUUCCCACCCCUUAGUUAAAUAUGUAGGAAAGCUGUCCGAUCGCAAGGAUUCGGUGUUCUCCCCGGUGUUUCCGCGCUGUGACACGCUUAUUACGAGGAGACCUCGAUAAAGCGUAAUCUGCUGUUGGUAUUUCAACGACUCUGAUAAGAUCGAGCGAGGAAUAGAGAGAGCGAGAGAGAGAGGGUCUCUCUGGUUCGGAGGUUGUUGUACUCCCAGUGCGGCGAACGUAUCGGUGCCGGUCGGUUCCGAACGAUAGGGAUCUGCCGGGUUGAUAGCUGUCUCGCGGGUGUCGAUCGACUACGACGCAGCUACGACGGUCCCAACGGUGAUAAGAGUGCGGUGCUGGGGGUGUGUGUGAUGCCCUGGUUAUGGUUAAGCGUGAGUGAGGUCAGUGGCAAGCGGAGGAGGAGAACUGGCGGAGGAGGCAACUCUUCGUCGUCGUCGUCGUCGUCAUCGUGGUCUUCGUCUUCGACUUCAACUUCGUCGUCGUCGUCGUCGUUCCUCGGGCGAGCAACGUGGAGAAGGAGGACCGCAGGCGGCGGUGGUGGUGGUGGUGAAUACUCGGUGGUACCGUCGGCGUCGACGGCCGCAGCAACGUGCACGAGGAUCGCCGCGCAGUGACCAGGCGGCCGGGGUUCUACCCUUUGCCAGAGCCACGCGAUUAUGGUGCAGCAUCAUCGUCGCCGCGGCCAUCAGGCGAGCCACCACUGCGUCCUCAGGAGACGAGGCACCGCACCUUCGCUGCUCCAGGUGUUGCUGCUGAUACUCGGCCUCUGGCUGCCGGUGCUGGACAACGGCGGCGGCCUGGUGUUGGCUUGCGGCCCGGGCAGGGGUGGCGGCCGAAGACCGCCCCUCAGGAAGCUGACACCCUUGGUGUUCAAGCAGCAUGUGCCGAACGUCAGCGAGAACACGCUCCCGGCCAGCGGGCUCAGCGAGGGCCGCGUGUCCAGGCACGACUCCAGGUUCCGGGACCUGGUCCCCAACUACAACACCGACAUCAUCUUCAAGGACGAGGAGGGCACCGGCGCGGAUCGCCUCAUGACACAGAGGUGCAAAGAGAAGUUGAAUACCCUCGCAAUCUCGGUAAUGAACCAGUGGCCAGGGGUGAAGCUAAGGGUGACGGAAGGCUGGGACGAGGAAGGGAAGCACGCCACGGACUCGUUGCAUUACGAGGGACGCGCCGUCGACGUGACAACGAGCGAUCGGGAUCGCUCUAAAUACGGCAUGCUGGCCAGACUCGCCGUCGAAGCUGGUUUCGAUUGGGUUUAUUACGAGUCCAGGUCGCAUAUCCACUGCUCCGUCAAAUCUGAGUCCUCGUCGACGGCGAAGUCCGGUGGCUGCUUUCCAGGUAGGAGCCUCGUGCGGACGGAGGCCGGGAUGUCGAAGAGGCUGGACCAGGUGCGUCUGGGUGAUCGCAUCGCCGCCCUGGAUUCUCGCGGCGACAUCGUCUACAGCGAGGUGAUAGCGUUCUUGGACCGGUCGCUGACGGAGACGAGGCAGUUCGUGCGGCUGAGCACGGAGUCGGGUCACGUGUUGACCUUGACAUCGGCGCACUUGGUGCCGGUGGAGGGCGGGUCGUCGAUGUUCGCCGGAAGGGUGCAGCCGGGCGACAAGAUCCUGGUGAGGGACCCGACGGACCGCGAGAAGCCGAAGCGAGAGGAGGCAGACGAAGAGGAGGCGGCGGAGGAGGAGGAGGAGGAGGAGGAGAAAGCGAAGACGGUGGAGAACGAGAAGGAGAACGGGGUGGAGCACCGUCUGCGAUGGGACAAGGUGGUGGAGAGCCGGCUGGUCCUCGAGAAGGGCGUCUAUGCUCCGUUGACGACGGAAGGCACGCUCGUGGUGGACGACGUGGUGGCGUCCUGCUACGCGAUCAUCGACAACCAGGACUACGCGCAGCUCGCGUUCCUUCCGUACCGGGUCUGGAGCAGCGUGAAGUCCUUUUUCGCGAGGAGGCUGACGGUCGAGGACACGAGGCAGCCCGACGUCAGGCAAGAGGACGCCAGGACCGCGCAGGAGGGCAUCCACUGGUACGCGUCCUUCCUCUACUGGGUGUCCUCCUACGUCACGCCCACGAGGAUGAUCUAUCAUCAAUGAAGAGAGCCUCCUCGACUAGGACUCAUAGCUCUUGAUCGAACGGGCCGUGAAACGCGUCCGGGAAAGCGUUGGACUCGUUGCGGAUGCGGAAGCCCCGGAGCGAGGAUUCGAAACGGAGGAGCGAACGCGACCACCGAAUCGCUCGAUUCCUCCUGCUCUGCGAGCGAUUUCGAAUCGAACCUCUGCGACUCGAUCCGGCGGAAGGGCGGAAGGGCGGAAGGGGAGCUUGCCAACGCCGGCCUUGAACGGCCAACCGACUUUGCGCCGACUAUAGUCGAAUAUACUCUAUCUAGUUUCUCUCUCUCUCUCUCUCUCUCUUCCUUUCUUUCUCUCCCUGCGCCCUUUUCCGGAGAACGUACUCGACCACGUGGACAAUCGUUGACGAAACGAACGUUGAAGAGACCACGAAGUUUGUUGGCCAGUGACACACCGUUCACCGAGUGACGUGUAGUAUAUUAGAUAUGUAGGACGAACGAAGUGAAACGAAGCUUUAGCGAGAAUCGAAGCUUUUGAUACCGUAGCUUAGCGUGUGUACAAUACGAGUAUAUAAUAUAAAUGUCUUCUCCCUCCUUGUUCCCUGGCGAACGGCCGUGAACCGCGCGCACCGUGACCGCGACUCGACUGUGACCGUAACCGUGACUGUGACACGACGGGAUCCGGUUGACAUCGGAACUAAUUCGACCAAUUAAUGGGCGUCCAUUUUACGGCGGCAUUCGCCGGGCCGUUGCGAUCCGGGACUCGCGUCUUUUUACUGUACAGCCUUUAUUUAACGAGAAACGUCGUCGCUUUAAUUGGAAACACGGUGUCCGCGAUUCUCGACGCGGCGUGUAAAAUAGCUGCGAAACAUAGAUUUUCCCAUUUUUUCCACGUUUCGUCGAGCGUCGCACCGUGAUCGCUCGACGACGGACGCUUGGGAAAUAUUUAACGAGCGCCGGCGAUUUUGUUCCGUACC
Megalopta genalis is the source of this 4429-nucleotide messenger RNA. It is a transcript of the gene hh, whose product is annotated as hedgehog signaling protein. The record is from RefSeq and is a predicted model, not a curated record. Gene Ontology annotation, molecular function: calcium ion binding; patched binding. Gene Ontology annotation, biological process: regulation of gene expression; cell fate specification; protein autoprocessing. NCBI's taxonomy places the organism in Eukaryota, Metazoa, Arthropoda, Insecta, Hymenoptera, Halictidae.